Messenger RNA from Coccidioides immitis RS, 690 nucleotides. RefSeq lists its product as uncharacterized. Bases 1 to 690 code for a protein of 229 amino acids. Lineage: Eukaryota; Fungi; Ascomycota; Eurotiomycetes; Onygenales; Onygenaceae. The record is from RefSeq and is a predicted model, not a curated record. The transcript is spliced from 3 exons.
AUGAGCUAUUACCGGUCACUCACCGAAACUAAAAAUCCCGAGGAAGCACUCUCUCUGCUAUCGCAGUAUCUGGAUGCGGUCAAGUUUCUGGCUCUCACAGACACCGAAAGUAGCGGUAACGUCCUCUCGUAUCUAGAUCUCUACUUUGAUAAUGUCUUCGUCAACCCUGAAACACAUCAAAUCACUCGGAUUGCUGAUUGGCAAGGUGUUACCGUUGCUCUGCUGUUUUUCCAUACGGAUGUCCCCACAGUGUUUCGAUAUGAUGGUUAUGUUCGAAAAAGAUGGGUGGUCGCUUGUCGCCCUGAAAAUUUCAAGAUCUCGAUGAUAAAGAGAACGAAAGAGUCAACAAGGCAACAAAGGCUAAAUUAUGCACAAAUACUACCAGGCUCAGAUAUGCAAACAGGCUCCUUCAUUGGCCUCUUAUCCCUUCGUCAGCGCCCCGUGAGCCUCUCGGAACAGGAACUCGAAUUGCAUCGUAAAGAGGAAGAGAAUAUGGACAGCGUGGGUCAAAUGCUCAAAGUCCUUCGAGAUGAGGGAAUGUUAUCCGCUGAUGGCAUGUUCCACCUCCGAGAUUACGAUGUUGCGGUGGAAAAUGUUAAGAAAUUCAGAAGGGCUUUUAUCGGUUUGACAAAGGAUGAUGAGGAGAGACACCGUGUUUCGAGGCUCUGGCCAUAUCAGGCUGACGGCUAG